AAUGCUCGCGUAAACUUUCAUUUGUAAACAUCUUGCUCCAAUCCACAUUGUUGUGCACCGCCGUAGAGUCGCAUGCUCAGUUUGAAUAAAUUGUUUCAAUUUCGUUAGAUCGUUCAGUGGCACAUAUAGAAGCAGAUUCCUCAAUACAAUGGCAAAUGUGGACGAUUUAUUCGAUCUGUUCGAGGCAGGAGAUAAUGAAGAGGACGAUAGCGGAAACGUUCCAAUAGUAGUCGAUGGGAAAUCCACUGAAGAAAAUUCUGCCGAAUCAGAAACUUGCAAAGAAGAACCUGGUGGAACGAAGCGAGAGAUUGAGGUCAGCGAUGACGAGGAUAUGGGAGUGAAUGAGCCGAACAAGCGAACCAAAAUUGAGUCGCUCCUGGAUGAUAUCAAUUUGGACAACAUUGAAUCUCGCAUCAAGGUGCACACGAUUCAAUCGCCCGAAGCAUGCACACAUGAGGUAGCAGUUUAUCCCGACCAAAAAUACAUGCCCCUUGUACCUUCAACUGGUAAGCCAUCAAAAGAAUAUCCUUUCGUACUGGAUCCUUUCCAGAAGGAGGCGAUCCUGUGCAUCGAAAACCAACAAUCGGUUCUUGUGUCCGCGCACACUUCUGCCGGCAAAACGGUAGUCGCUGAGUAUGCCAUUGCAAAAUCGCUGGCUGAGAAACAACGAGUCAUCUACACGACUCCGAUCAAGGCGUUAUCCAAUCAGAAGUACCGAGAGUUUCACGAGGAAUUCAAAGAUGUUGGGUUGGUCACGGGUGAUGUCACGAUAAACCCGUCGGCUUCCUGUCUGAUUAUGACAACCGAGAUUCUAAGGAACAUGCUCUAUCGUGGCUCGGAGAUUAUGCGUGAGGUCGGGUGGGUGAUUUUCGAUGAAAUCCACUACAUGAGGGAUAAGGAACGUGGAGUGGUUUGGGAGGAAACACUCAUUUUAUUACCGGAUAAUGUGCACUACGUGUUUCUCUCGGCCACCAUUCCGAACGCCCGCCAAUUCGCAGAAUGGGUUUGUCACAUCCAUAAACAGCCCUGCCAUGUGGUUUACACGGACUACCGACCAACUCCGUUGCAACAUUAUCUGUUCCCUGUCGGGGGAGACGGAAUCCAUCUGGUCGUCGAUGAGAAAGGGACGUUCAAAGAGGAUAACUUCAACACGGCUAUGGCUGUGCUGCAGAAUGCCGGUGAUGCUGCCAAGGGUGACCAGAAGGGCAAGAAAGGUGGACUGAAGGCGACCAAUUCGGGCGAGACAAACAUUUUCAAGAUUGUGAAAAUGAUCAUGGAGAGAAACUUUGCUCCGGUUAUUAUAUUCUCCUUCAGCAAAAAGGAUUGCGAGGUUUAUGCGAUGCAAAUGUCCAAACUUGAUUUUAAUUCUACGACCGAAAAGAAGCUCGUCGAUGAAGUUUUUAACAACGCGAUGGAUGUGCUGAGCGAGGAGGAUAGACAGCUUCCGCAGGUCGAAAACGUUCUGCCACUCCUGCGGCGGGGAAUAGGAAUUCAUCAUGGUGGACUGCUUCCGAUUCUGAAGGAAACUAUCGAAAUUCUUUUCGGCGAGGGUUUAAUCAAAGCACUGUUCGCUACGGAAACUUUCGCCAUGGGACUGAACAUGCCUGCUCGCACGGUCUUGUUCACUGGACCGCGAAAAUUCGACGGAAAGGACUUCCGCUGGGUUACGUCCGGUGAGUACAUUCAGAUGUCGGGACGCGCUGGCCGUCGUGGAUUAGACGACAAGGGUAUUGUGAUACUGAUGAUUGAUGAGGCAGUUUCCCCAGCCAUUGGCAAAGAGAUAGUGCAGGGGAAGCCGGAUCCGAUCAAUUCUGCGUUCCACUUAACUUACAAUAUGGUGCUGAAUUUGCUGAGAGUGGAGGAAAUAAAUCCGGAGUACAUGUUGGAGAGAUCUUUCUUCCAGUUCCAGAACCAAUCGUCGAUACCGGACAUUUACAAGAAAGUACAACUGCGACAGAAGGAGCUCGAGAAUGUUCACAUCAAAGACGAACAGUCGAUUGUAUCCUAUCAUCACGUCAGAGAACAGCUGGAUACCCUAGGAAAACAAUUCCGAGGAUACAUAACGAAACCAACUUAUUUAGUCCCCUUCCUCCAACCGGGUCGAAUGAUAAAAAUCCAGUCGGAUGAGGGGGAAUUCGAGUGGGGCAUUGUGGUUAAUUUUAAAAAAGAGACAGGUGACGCAAAGAGCAAUCCACUGAAGUCCGAGAUGAAGCUUAUAAUCGAUGUUUUGUUGCACGUGGAUGAUGCUUUCGAGAAGGAAGGCAUUCCAAAACCAUGUCCAUCCAACAAACGUGGUUCGGUUGAGGUGGUUCCAGUAUUGCACACCCUCGUUCAUCGAAUAAGUUCUCUUCGUGUGCACCAUCCGACUGAUUUACGUCCUGCCGACAACAGGCGAUCGGUUCUUAAGACAAUCAACGAGGUGAAGAAACGAUUUCCACAAGGACCUCCUUUGCUGAACCCCGUGAAUGACAUGCACAUCAAAGAGAAAGACUUCCAAAUCAUCGUUGAUAUGAUUGACAAGUUCGAGAAGCGAUUGUUCUCUCAUCCUCUGCACGAAUCUGCCGAGCUGGAUAAGCUUUACACAAAAUACAUGGAGAAGCUUGAAAUAGAAAGUCAGUUGAAGCAGGAGAAAAAUGCUCUUCGUGAGGCGAAGAAUCUUCUGCAUAUGGAGGAACUCAAGCAUCGAAAGCGGGUGCUUCGUCGAUUGGGAUAUUGUACUACGGCAGAUGUAAUCGAAUUCAAGGGACGAGUAGCCUGCGAACUUAGCUGUGCCGAUGAGCUUCUUCUAACGGAAAUGAUAUUUAAUGGAACUUUCACAAACCUGACUACCGCGCAAGCUUGCGCUCUGCUAUCUUGCUUUGUUUGUGACGAGAAGAGCACUGAAAUUCCUGCGGCUACCGAGGAACUUUCCGGACCCCUCCGUCAGAUGCAGGAUCUUGCUCGGCGAAUAGCGAAAGUUUCGAACGAAUGUAAAGUUGAGCUGGACGAAGAACGAUACGUCGAAUCGUUCAAACCUUUUUUGAUGGACGUGGUGCUGGCAUGGUGCAAGGGGGCUUCUUUCCUGCAGCUCUGCAAAAUGACGGACAUCUUCGAAGGCUCGAUCAUCCGCUGUAUGCGGCGAUUGGAAGAGUUGCUGCGCCAGAUGGUGCAGGCAUCGAAAACCAUAGGAAAUACCGAUUUGGAAAACAAAUUCUCCGAAGCGAUACGAGUGCUGAAAAGGGAUAUCGUGUUUGCCGCAUCUUUGUACCUAUAAUGCUGGUAAUGGGUGCUAUAGGUAUAGAUCGAGUUGUUCAAAGAAAAUUCAAAUAAAAAGCAAAUGAAAUUGUA
Molecule: messenger RNA, 3327 nt
Organism: Toxorhynchites rutilus septentrionalis
Lineage: Eukaryota; Metazoa; Arthropoda; Insecta; Diptera; Culicidae
Gene: Mtr4
Product: exosome RNA helicase MTR4
Exons: 4
Coding region: 149-3253 (1034 amino acids)
Biological process (GO): RNA catabolic process; maturation of 5.8S rRNA
Cellular component (GO): nucleus
Molecular function (GO): RNA binding; RNA helicase activity; ATP binding
Source: RefSeq, a predicted model, not a curated record